AUCAAUGAAGUAGUAAAAGGGGGGGAACUUCUGUGGAGGAGGAGAAGGAAAGGGCUUUAGUUGAAGCUUGAUAGACUGUUUGCUUUGGCUGGGUUCCCUGCUUUUACUUACUGAAUUCAAGCAGUGACCAACAGAAAAUUUUAAAAAUGAAGUUCAUCAUUGGCAUUGGAGGAGUGACCAACGGUGGGAAGACCACAUUGACAAAUAGACUACUACAGACAUUACCUAACUGUUGUGUGGUGCAUCAGGAUGACUUUUUCAAGAAACCCGAUCAAAUAGAAGUCGGGGAGGACGGCUUUAGACAGUGGGAUGUGAUCACUGCUCUGGACAUGGAGGCGAUGGUCAACACUGUGAAAGGCUGGCAGGAAAACCCAGUCAAGUUUGCCCGCUCGCACGGCAUCAGUCUAUCACCUGAAGCUGAGGAAUCCAAAUCUGGAGAAAAGGGGAUCCAUAUUCUCAUUGUGGAGGGGUUCCUCAUCUACAACUACAAGCCUCUGAUUGACAUCUAUGACAAAUGUUUUUACAUUUCCAUUCCCUAUGAGGAGUGCAAAAAAAGAAGAAGUACAAGAACAUACACAGUCCCUGACCCCCCUGGCCUGUUCGAUGGCCAUGUCUGGCCCAUGUACUUGAAACACAGGAAAGAUAUGGACAACAACUGCAACAGAAUAGAGUACCUCGAUGGGAUGUCAACAAAGGAGGAGAUCUACAACAAAGUGUGUGAAAGUGUUCAAAACUCACUGCUGAACCACUUAUAGCAGGACGGGCUGCCAGCGGAUGUGUAUAGACUUGUAAAUAUAUUUUGGGUUAAUGUUUAACACCAGUUCUGUACUUCUAGCCUGAUAUGUAAAUAGAUUACCAUGCAACUUAUUAAGAAAUACUGGCAGAAGUUAUGUGUUUUGUAUAAUCCUGUGUAACUUUUUCUAAAACGAUAAGCCACCUCUGUACUACCCAGUAUUCUAACACCAGUAGCUGAUCUACUCUCUUAUCCGGUUGUAUAUGAAAGUAUGAAAUGUCAACUGGGAAGAAGCAUUUGUGUCUCACAAAUCAAAGAAACAACUGAAUCAAC
Melanotaenia boesemani (Boeseman's rainbowfish) is the source of this 1066-nucleotide messenger RNA. Its product is annotated as nicotinamide riboside kinase 2-like. Lineage: Eukaryota; Metazoa; Chordata; Actinopteri; Atheriniformes; Melanotaeniidae. Gene Ontology annotation, cellular component: cytoplasm. The coding region runs from base 147 to 755 and encodes 202 amino acids. The transcript has 8 exons. The record is from RefSeq and is a predicted model, not a curated record.